Molecule: messenger RNA, 3911 nt
Organism: Mobula hypostoma (lesser devil ray)
Lineage: Eukaryota; Metazoa; Chordata; Chondrichthyes; Myliobatiformes; Myliobatidae
Product: tigger transposable element-derived protein 1-like
Exons: 6
Coding region: 406-2079 (557 amino acids)
Cellular component (GO): nucleus
Molecular function (GO): DNA binding
Source: RefSeq, a predicted model, not a curated record
CUCGGCCCCAUCACGUGACGUAAGCUGGAGGCCGGAGUGUUGGAGACAAAGUGAUGGAGCGUCUCUCGUGUUAACGGGAGCGAGGGAGUGAGCGGCGCUGAGGUGACCCCCAUGUUCUGGCAGGGGAUCCUAAGAAUGGCCCAUAUUUCGUCAUGCAAAGCUGUGUCACCUGCGUCAGGAAAUAGAGACAGCACAGAACAGGCUCUUCCGGCCCAAAGAGCCACAACGUCCAGCGACCCCCGACUAGCCUGAUCACAGGGCAAUUUACAAUCACCAACUAACCUGCUAACAGAAAUCUGAUGGCAGAAGGGAGGAAGCUGAUCCUGAAACAUUAUUGAAUGUUCCUUCGGGCUCCUGUACCUCACCCAUGAAGGCAGCAAUGAAUGAGAAGAGGGACUGUCCUUGAUGAUGUCCGGAAAAAGGCUAACAAGUUCAAGUGCAAGUUGUAAACCUAAACAACCACGUAAAGCAAUUUCACUGGAUAUAGAACUCGAUAUUUUACGAAGGUUUGAUGCCGGAGAAAAACUUAGUACAAUUGCUAAAACUUUGGGGCUAGCCACAUCUGAAGUGGCAACGAUAAGAGACAGCAGAGAUGAAAUUAAGACAAGUGUUCAAAUUGCUGCACCAUUAAACGCUCAAACACUCUACUUUCACCAUAGCAAAGUGAUGCUUAAUAUGGAAAGACUCCUGAGCAUGUGGAUAAAAGACCAGACGCAGGAUAAUGUGCCAUUAAGUACAAAUGUUAUUCAAGCUAAGGCCAAGAGCCUCUAUGAUGAACUUUUGAAAGAAGAGGGCAGCGGUGCACAAGGAAAACCUUUCUUGGCAAGUAAAGGGUGGUUUGACAUGUUUCAAAAGCGAUUCAACUUGCAUAAAGUGCAUAAUGCUGUUGCCAGUACUGCAAUAAAUUAUCCGAGUGAACUGAAGAAGGUAAUUGAUGAAGGAGCUUACAUGCCAGAACAGGUAUUUAAUGUAGGCGAAAUGGGUCUUUUCUGGAAACGCAUGCCUGACAGAACAUAUAUUUCAAAAGAAGAGAAGGCCAUCCCGGGCUUUAAAGCUUCCAAUGAUCGCCUGACGCUACUCGUAGGAGGCAAUGCUGCUGGUGAUUUUAAGUUAAAGCCCCUUCUAGUGUACAGCUGUGAGAAUCCCAGAGCUCUCAAGGGUUAUGCAAAACCUAACCUACCAGUGAUUUGGCACUCAAACAGCAAAGCCUGGAUGACUGUGACUAUUUUUCAUGACUGGUUUAUCAACUAUUUCUGUCCAGCUGUAGAAAAGUACUGUGCCAAACAUCAUCUUUCCAACAAAGCACUGCUCAUUUUGGAUAACACUCCUAGCCACCCACUGAAUUUAAAUGAUCUUUCUAAUAAUGUGCGAGUUGAGUACUUGUCCCUCAACACAGCAGCCUUAUUACAACCAAUGGAUCAAGGUGUAAUUGCAACUUUCAAAAGAUAUUAUUUAAGAAAAACUUUUAAGCAAUUGACUUAUGCAACUGAUGAAGAAGGUAAGCCAACAGUUCGAGAAUUUUGGAAAAGCUUUAACAUUAUGAAUGCAAUAGAUAACAUAGCUGAGUCAUGGGAUGAAGUGAAAGUUUCUACAAUGAAUGGUGCCUGGAAAAACAUUUGGCCGGAGUGCAUCAACAACUUUAGUGGCUUUCCACCAGCAGAAUCAGCAGAAAAGGUUACCAGAGACAUAGUAGAACUAGCAAAUGAGGCCGGAUUUGAAGAUGUUGUCGAAGGAGAUGUGAUUCACCUCUUGGAUUCGUAUGAAGAUUAUUUGUCAGAUGAAGAUCUCAUGUUGUUGGAGCAAGAGCAGGCUUCACAAGAAAUUGAUAUGAUAGAAACACCACCAGCUCCUCUUCAAAUAAUGACAAACCAUCUUUCGGAUGCCUUAUCGUACAUUGAUCAGGUUGUGCAUAUCCUUAGUGUGAACGACCCAAACCGAGAACGUAGUCUAAGGGUUGGCCGCUUACUGCAAGACGCUAUGAGCUGUUACAGGGAAAUGUACAAGGAAAAAGUACGUCGCAAACAACAAUCAACUCUUGAUGCGUUCCUUGUCUUAAAAUCAGAGCCUCCCUCUCCCUAACUCUGUUCCACCACGCAACACUCCACAACGUCUCUGAGAGUAUGGCGACAACUUGCUAAAAGCUGUCAGAGUUAAUUCAGAUUUCGGGUCCAGUACUCUUCUUCAUUUGCAACGAAGUGUCUUGGAGCUAUCACGUUGAUAGUGUUUCUCUUUCCACAGAAGCUGCCCAACCAGCUGUAAUUCUGUUUUUAAUGCAAUAUUUAUGGCUAAACCACUUAACGAAAUAAAAAUUGGUUUGACCUGUAUACUGGCAGAUCUUUCUUUUGAUCAUAAACAAAGAGAAUCUGUAUUUUGGGAAGAGCAAAAAUAAGCCAGGGUUGAUAGCACUAUGUUGAUGAGGACUUGCACAUAAUGAUAACUGAUUAUGUUAUCCAAGUAUAAACUUAAAGAGUAACUUUGUCACAUGUACAUCGAAACACAGUCGUUUAUCAAUCAAAUCAGCGAGAAAUGUGCUAAAGAGCCUGCAAGAGAUGCUAUGUUUCCGGCAUCCCCAUAGCUCACUAUCCCUAACCAUAUGUCUUGGAAAAAUGGGAGGAAACCCACUCAGUCAUGGAGAGAAUGUACAGUGGUGCGAAUUGAACCCCGAUCUUACAGCUCGGACUGCAAAGAAAGUGCUGUACUUGUGCCGCCCCAUAAUAAGCAUUGAAUAAUGGACGUCUGCUGUUUAAGGUAAUAUAGAGGUGCAAAUCAUUCAGCUGACACUUUGGCAACCUUCAGAGCAUGUUAUAUAUACAUACAAAUAUCUAUGGUUUGUUUCCCACAUUCUGCACUCAUUAUAGUCUCCCAGAUCAAUAACAUUGUAGACAUAUUUCUGUCCCUAGCAGGGAUAAGAAAUUAUUACAGCAAAUAUGUACGUUGGUGAGAGGGAGGAACAGGGCAUGUCUUUCUUUUGUUGCUUGAUGUGUUCUGUGUAUUUCUGCCAAGCACGGUGGUGAUGUUAUGUUGGUGUUGAAAUGUAUGGUGAUAUUUGUGGGCUGCCCAUGGCACCUCCUCGGCUGUGUUGGUCGUUAGUGCAAAGGACACACUUUACCGUGUUUCGAUUUACAUGUACAUGUGAUAACUCUGAAACAGGCCUUUCAUGGUCUAAGCUGCCAUCCAUAUUCUCAAUGUUAUCAGGUUAUCUGCUCUACACUGCAGCAUCUUGCUUCUUAUAAAAUGUUUUUAAAAAUAAUUAAUAAGGUAAGCUGGUUCUGCUUUAGUGCCUGUUCCAAAAGUUGGAUACUUAAAAUGAUUUUGCAAUAUCAAAGAUUUCUAUAAAUUCAGCAUAAUUGUCACUAGUAAUAGUAGCCUUCAUCUUUGCUUCAUGGGCAGAAAUCACAAAUGAUUGAGAGGUAAGGUCGGUGGGGAGAAAAUGCAGACGGACUUAAACUGCAAUUAAAAGUUUGUUAGAAACCAAUAAUGUACAUUCUAAAGUCUAAACCAUCACUAGAUAAGUUUUUCACAAUAACAGCUUAACAGCAACAAAAUAUCAGUUCUAAUUUAUAGAAUGAUCAUGGGGACUAUUAACUUCUUGCAGCGUGGUCCUUUUAUUCCAGUUACAAAUUCUUCUCUAAUUUAACUAACAACAUUCGCAAACCCUACCUGCCGAUGAACAGGAUGUAUAAGGAUUAGUGUUUGGCAUGUGUUCUGAAGCCACAUCUUGGUCUUGUACAGAAUAAAUAAUGACACAUAGUGUUUUGGCUUAAUAGCCUGUUUUUGGUGACAUGCGGCUCUGCAUUCUUCCAGUCAAUUUUGGCUACUUCUGCAUUUCAGAUUUUCCUUUUCUCAAUAUUGACAGCUAGACCUUCAGUAUUGACACAAUGGAUCAGACUUUGUAUUCUAAAACCCUCCUC